UGGUGUGUGUCUACAUCAACACAAGAAAAUUAAUGUCGUCUAAAUAAUCCAUUUAGCUGCAAUUAAUGGAAUAAGCACAGACUACUGAUUAUGUACAAGGACUGAAUCUAUAUUUGGCGUCGGCAUUAGGAAAUUAAUCGAGAUGUGGAUAUUUGGAUAUGGGUCGCUUGUGUGGAAAGUGGACUUUCCUUACAAACAGAAAGUCCAUGGAUACAUCGAAGGCUUCGUUAGGAGAUUCUGGCAGUCAAGUGAAGAUCACAGAGGAGUUCCUGGAAAGCCUGGUAGAGUCGUGACGUUAGCUCGAUCAGAUACACCCGGGGAUUGCGUGUGGGGCGUCGCGUACGAGAUCGACGACGACGACGUCGCCGCCGUCAAGUCCUACCUCGACCACCGCGAGAAGGACGGCUACGCGACGACCCCCGUCACCUUCCACCCGCGCGGCGACGACAGCGACCGCAACGGCCACGACAACGACGACAGCCGCGGCGACCGUGACCGCGACCGCAACGGCAACAGCGACCGCGACGACGCACGGCCGUUCGAACUGCUCGUCUACCUCGGCGGCGAGACGAACCCGUUCUACGCGGGGCCGGCCGAGGCGGCGGCGAUCGCGCGGCAGAUUGCUGCAUCGGCGGGGCCGAGCGGCGACAACGCUGAGUACCUGUUCCGCCUCGCGGAGGCGAUGCGUGCCGUCAUGCCGGCCGGCGAGCACGAGAAACACGACCCGCACCUGUUCGAGCUGGAGAGGCUCGUGAGGGACCUGCGCGGGGGUCGGGAGGUGAAGCAACCAGCAUAGGAGAGGCUCGUGAGGGACCUGCGCGGGGGUCGGGAGGUGAAGCAA
This is a messenger RNA of Priapulus caudatus, 841 nucleotides long. Its product is annotated as putative glutathione-specific gamma-glutamylcyclotransferase 2. Gene Ontology annotation, molecular function: gamma-glutamylcyclotransferase activity; glutathione specific gamma-glutamylcyclotransferase activity. Gene Ontology annotation, biological process: glutathione catabolic process. Gene Ontology annotation, cellular component: cytoplasm. The transcript is spliced from 5 exons. NCBI's taxonomy places the organism in Eukaryota, Metazoa, Priapulida, Priapulimorpha, Priapulimorphida, Priapulidae. The record is from RefSeq and is a predicted model, not a curated record. Bases 143 to 796 code for a protein of 217 amino acids.